AUGCUCUGCAACAAGGCCAUGACGUUCUCGGACGUCCAGCGUUUGUACCACGACGACGUGAGUGUCGUCUGGCGCUUCUGCGCGGCGCAGACACAUGUAGCGUCGCCCUCUCUCCAGCGCUUUCUCCAGCGCCUGCGCCGCCUCGUCCUUAUCUUUAGCCUCGCGUCGCCCGCGGCCGCCGAAGGUCACCCCGCCGUGCCGCGCCUGCACGCGUUUCUACUGCGCUACGUCGUGCCGCUCUCGCGCGAGCUCCAAGCGCGCGGACAUUGCAUUAGCUAAUAGUGCUUCAACCAGGAACGCGAAUGGAAGUCGUCCUUGCCGAAUCCAAUGCCAAGAAUCGAUGAGACUUAUCCCGCGCCAUGGCGCUUCCCGACACUCGAAUAGCUUAGCCCUUACCUUCGAAACUGCCUGCGAC
Saprolegnia parasitica CBS 223.65 is the source of this 415-nucleotide messenger RNA. RefSeq lists its product as hypothetical. Bases 1 to 279 code for a protein of 92 amino acids. The record is from RefSeq and is a predicted model, not a curated record. The transcript has a single exon. NCBI's taxonomy places the organism in Eukaryota, Oomycota, Saprolegniomycetes, Saprolegniales, Saprolegniaceae.